AAAGGAGUUCUAUGGAGAAAACAAAAAAACAUAGAACAUAAUAAAAUUUACUCACGACUUAGACUAGAUAUUAUUAUUUAUUUAUUACAAGCAUUAAAAUCAAACCUUUUUAAUUUUACAGAAGUAGGCCGCUGUUGGUGAUUUUGCGAAGUAUCCAAAAUUUCAGUGGAUUGGCUUUUCUAUCCAAAUCGGUAGCUCCACGCCUCUACGUACUGUUUCACCAUGAUAAUUGCUGAUAUUGUGAGAUUUUCCAUGCUUGAAAUUUUCAAUACCGUUUUAUAUAGAUGCUUCCAUAAAUUCUCGCCAGUCACCUCUGAAGUUAUCUGCUGGGAAUCUGAAGGUGAAGUUGUAGGUGUUUCGAGACGUGAAGUAGUUGGCAGUAGAGAUCCAUUUGGAGUAUUUGGCACCUGGAAUUGAGCUUGAGAUUCCUGUGUUUCCAACAUCAUCAACUCGUCCAUAACAAAUUGUUGAGCAUUAUCUGUAGAAGAUUAAAUAUAAAUUAUUAUCAAGAGACAUUUUUCCGUAAUAACAACACCACCGUCACCUGGGCUCUGUACUGUUUAUGGAAUUUGCGAAUUAAAAUAACAUACGCCUCCAAACCAGCGAC
Messenger RNA from Acanthoscelides obtectus, 607 nucleotides. The record is from the annotation of a GenBank genome assembly. NCBI's taxonomy places the organism in Eukaryota, Metazoa, Arthropoda, Insecta, Coleoptera, Chrysomelidae.